This is a messenger RNA of Suillus paluster, 372 nucleotides long. RefSeq lists its product as uncharacterized. NCBI's taxonomy places the organism in Eukaryota, Fungi, Basidiomycota, Agaricomycetes, Boletales, Suillaceae. The transcript has a single exon. Bases 1 to 372 code for a protein of 123 amino acids. The record is from RefSeq and is a predicted model, not a curated record.
AUGGACCAUAUCAUGCCUAUUGACACAACCAACUCCCAUGAUCCUUUAAAUCAGGUUUCAGAUUGUGCAACAGGUGCAUACAGCCUGAAAUGGCUAGGCUCCACUCAGGGAGAACAGCACACAAAGGUUACAGAUGUCAAGAUCCUUUUUGCUUCUGAAUUCAUCAGCUCUGUCCAGUAUGAUCCCCCACUACAUGAUGAAUGUAGAUUUAGACACAAUGCCUUUGUGUAUGGCUGCACCAGUCAUUAUUAUGGUGGUGACCCUGUCUUGUAUGUUGACCUUGAACAAGAUGUGGUUGCACUCUUGAAAGAUGAGAUAGAGAUCUCAGUGGACAUAGGACUACAAAGAUGUUCUGAUGCAGGGGGUCUGUAG